GCCUCUGCGCGCUGCGCCCGAAGCGGCGGUCGGUGGCGGCGGCGGCGGCGGUAGCGGCAGCGACGGCGACGGUUUCCUGGUGGCCGCGCGCUGCUCUGUGAGCGGCGGGUGGCAGACGGACCUGGGUCCUCACCCCAGACGCACCGCGGACGCGUUUUGUCCAGGGUUCACCAGAGGGUUGAGUGAGUCGGAAAUGCAUUAGCUUUUGAAGACAGUGUCUGGCGAUUAGAGGGGUCUGGUCAACCCAGUGAAAGGUUCUUUUCUGUGCUGCCACAUGUUCGUUGUAAACCGAGCUUUCUGAAGCAAACACUUGUUUGGAAGAUGUUUAACAAAUCAUUUGGAACCCCCUUUGGGGGUGGGACAGGGGGCUUUGGCACAACUUCAACAUUUGGACAAAAUACUGGCUUUGGUACUACUAGUGGAGGAGCAUUUGGAACAUCUGCAUUUGGUUCUAGCAACAAUACUGGAGGCUUAUUUGGAAAUUCACAGACCAAACCAGGAGGAUUAUUUGGUACCAAUUCAUUUACCCAGCCAGCAACGUCCACAAGCACUGGCUUUGGGUUUGGUACAUCAACAGGAACAUCAAAUAGUUUGUUUGGAACUGCAAGUACAGGAACCAGUCUUUUCUCAUCCCAAAACAAUGCAUUUGCACAAAAUAAACCAACUGGCUUUGGGAAUUUUGGAACAAGUACCAGCAGUGGAGGACUCUUUGGAACUACAAACACCACCUCUAACCCUUUUGGUGGCACAUCUGGCUCUCUCUUUGGGCCAAGUAGUUUUACAGCAGCACCUACAGGAACCACUAUUAAAUUUAAUCCUCCCACGGGUACAGAUACUAUGGUCAAAGCUGGAGUUAGCACUAACAUCAGUACCAAGCAUCAGUGUAUUACUGCUAUGAAAGAAUAUGAAAGCAAGUCACUAGAGGAACUUCGUUUGGAGGAUUAUCAGGCUAACCGUAAAGGCCCACAGAACCAAGUGGGAGCAGGUACCACAGCUGGCUUAUUUGGGUCUUCUCCAGCAACUUCCAGUGCAACAGGACUCUUCAGCUCCUCCACCACUAAUUCAGCCUUUUCAUAUGGUCAGAACAAAACUAGUGCCUUCGGAACUAGCACAACUGGAUUUGGAACAAAUCCAGGUGGUCUCUUUGGCCAACAGAAUCAACAGACUACCAGUCUCUUCAGCAAACCAUUUGGCCAGGCUACAACCACCCAGAAUACUGGCUUUUCCUUUGGUAAUACUAGUACCCUUGGGCAGCCGAGCACCAAUACUAUGGGCCUGUUUGGAGUAACCCAAGCCUCACAGCCAGGAGGUCUUUUUGGGACAGCUACAAAUACCAGCACUGGGACAGCAUUUGGAACAGGAACAGGUCUCUUUGGGCAGCCCAGUACUGGAUUUGGUGCAGUUGGUUCGACCCUGUUUGGCAAUAACAAGCUUACAACUUUUGGAACCAGCACAACCAGUGCUCCUUCAUUUGGUACAACCAGUGGCGGGCUCUUCGGUAACAAACCAACCCUGACUUUAGGAACCAAUACAAACACUUCCAAUUUUGGUUUUGGCACAAAUAACAGUGGGAAUAGUAUUUUUGGAAGUAAGCCAGCACCUGGGACUCUGGGAACUGGACUUGGUACAGGAUUUGGAACAGCUCUUGGUGCUGGACAGGCAUCUUUGUUUGGAAACAACCAACCUAAGAUUGGAGGGCCUCUUGGUACAGGAGCCUUUGGGGCCCCUGGAUUUAAUACUACGACAGCCAUUUUGGGUUUUGGCGCCCCCCAGGCCCCAGUAGCUUUGACAGAUCCAAAUGCUUCUGCUGCCCAGCAGGCUGUUCUCCAGCAGCACCUCAAUAGUCUAACAUACUCACCCUUUGGAGACUCCCCUCUCUUCCGGAAUCCUAUGUCGGAUCCUAAGAAGAAAGAAGAGAGACUGAAACCAACCAAUCCAGCAGCUCAGAAGGCUCUUACUACACCUACUCAUUAUAAACUUACACCUCGCCCUGCCACCAGAGUCAGGCCAAAGGCUUUGCAAACAACUGGUACAGCCAAAUCACAUCUCUUUGAUGGGCUGGAUGAUGAUGAACCAUCCUUAGCCAACGGAGCAUUCAUGCCCAAGAAAAGCAUCAAGAAGUUGGUUUUGAAAAAUCUUAACAAUAGCAAUCUCUUUUCUCCUGUUAAUCAUGAUUCAGAAGAUCUAGCUUCACCAUCUGAGUACCCAGAAAAUGGAGACAGAUUUAGCUUCCUGAGCAAACCUGUUGAUGAGAACCAUCAGCAGGAUGGAGAUGAUGACUCUUUUGUAUCACGUUUUUACACUAACCCUAUUGCCAAACCCAUCCCUCAAACCCCAGAGAGUGCUGGAAACAAAAAUAACAGCAGCAGCAGUGUGGACGAUACCAUUGUUGCUUUGAACAUGCGUGCUGCUUUGCGCAAUGGACUUGAAGGAAGCAGUGAAGAAACGUCUUUCCAUGAUGAGUCAUUGCAAGAUGACCGCGAGGAAAUAGAAAAUAAUGCUUACCAUAUACAUCCAGCAGGCAUUGUUCUCACAAAAGUUGGUUACUAUACAAUUCCAUCUAUGGAUGACCUUGCUAAAAUUACCAAUGAAAAGGGAGAAUGCAUUGUUUCUGACUUCACCAUUGGUCGUAAAGGGUAUGGCUCAAUCUAUUUCGAAGGAGAUGUGAAUUUGACAAAUCUAAAUUUGGAUGAUAUUGUGCAUAUCCGAAGGAAAGAAGUUAUUGUCUAUGUAGAUGAUAACCAAAAGCCACCUGUGGGUGAAGGGCUAAAUAGAAAGGCUGAAGUUACAUUGGAUGGAGUUUGGCCAACAGAUAAAACAUCCCGAUGUUUAAUAAAGAGCCCAGAUCGACUUGCUGAUAUCAACUAUGAGGGGAGAUUGGAAGCAGUCUCAAGGAAGCAGGGAGCCCAAUUCAAGGAGUACCGACCUGAAACUGGUUCUUGGGUGUUUAAGGUCUCCCAUUUUUCUAAAUAUGGCCUUCAGGAUUCUGAUGAAGAGGAGGAGGAACACCCACCCAAAACUACUUCAAAGAAGUUGAAGACUGCCCCUUUGCCCCCUGCAGGCCAGGCAGCCACUUUCCAGAUGGCUCUUAAUGGCAAACCUGCAGCUCCACCUCAGAGCCAGAGCCCAGAAGUGGAGCAGUUAGGGAGGGUUGUGGAACUGGACAGUGACAUGGUAGAUAUCACCCAGGAGCCAGUUUUGGAUUCUGUGUUAGAAGAGAGUGUGCCUGAAGAUCAGGAGCCUGUGUCUGCUUCAACACACAUUGCAUCUUCACUGGGAAUUAAUCCACAUGUCUUACAGAUCAUGAAAGCAUCAUUGCUUGUUGAUGAAGAAGAUGUAGAUGCCAUGGAUCAACGCUUCAGUCACUUCCCCUCCAAAGGAGAUACUGCUCAAGAAAUCUGUUCUCCUAGACUCCCCAUUUCAGCCUCCCACUCAGCAAAAUCCCGCUCAAUAGUUGGUGGGUUGCUGCAGUCAAAAUUUGCAAGUGGAGCUUUUCUUUCACCAAGUGCCUCUGUGCAAGAAUCUCGCACUCCUAGAACAUCAUCUCUAAUGAAUGUCCCAUCCACAUCCCCCUGGUCUGUACCUCUGCCACUGGCCACUGUGUUCACAGUGCCCAGCCCAGCUCCUGAGGUUCAGCUGAAAACAGUGGGGAUACGCAGGCAACCAGGCCUAGUUCCUCUUGAAAAAUCUGUUACAUAUGGCAAGGGGAAACUUUUGAUGGACAUGGCCCUAUUCAUGGGACGUUCCUUUCGGGUUGGUUGGGGCCCCAACUGGAUUCUUGCUAACAGUGGAGAACAACUACAUGGUUCCCAUGAACUGGAAAGUCAGCAGGUUGCCGAUUCGAUGGACUAUGGAUUCCUACCCAAUCCAGUAGCUGUUAAAUCUCUAUCUGAAUCCCCAUUCAAAGUUCAUUUGGAAAAACUCGGUUUGAGACAAAGGAAGCUGGAUGAAGAUCUGCAGUUAUACCAGACGCCUCUGGAGCUCAAGUUAAAACAUAGCACUGUGCAUGUAGACGAGCUGUGUCCUCUUAUUGUCCCCAACCCCGGGGUCUCAGUCAUUCAUGAUUACGCAGAUUGGGUUAAGGAGUCACCCAGAGAUCUGCUAGAAGUACAGAUUGUGAAGCACUGGAGCCUGACGUGGACAUUAUGUGAAGCCCUAUGGGGCCACCUGAAGGAGCUUGACAGCCAGCUGGAUGAGCCCACUGAAUACAUUCAGGUUCUGGAGCGAAGAAGAGCUUUUUCCCGAUGGCUGUCCCGUACUGCUGCACCCCAGAUUGAAGAGGAAGUUUCCUUAACCCGAAGAGACAAUCCCAUAGAAGCUGUCUUCAGCUACCUCACAGGCAGUAGGAUUAGUGAGGCCUGUUCUCUGGCACAACAGUCAGGUGAUCAUCGCCUUGCUCUUCUUUUGUCUCAGUUGGUGGGUAGCCAGUCAGUCCGAGAGCUGCUCACCAUGCAGUUAGCCGAUUGGCAUCAGCUCCAGGCUGACUGCUUCAUCCAGGAUGAAAGGUUGCGCAUAUUUGCCCUGUUAGCUGGAAAACCGGUGUGGCAACUCUCAGAACAGAAGCAAAUCAAUGUGUGCUCCCAGCUGGAUUGGAAACGUGCACUUGCUGUCCAUCUUUGGUAUUUGCUUCCACCAACAGCCUCCAUUUCCAGGGCUCUCAGCAUGUAUGAAGAAGCAUUUCAGAAUACUUCAGAAGGUGAUAAGUAUGCCUGCUCCCCUCUUCCUUCAUACCUGGAGGGUUUGGGCUGUGUGGUAGAGGAAGAAAAGGACACACGGAGACCACUUCAGGAUGUUUGCUUCCAUCUCCUAAAACUCUAUAGUGACAGACAUUACGAUCUCAAUCAGCUUUUGGAACCUCAAAGUGUAACUGCAGAUCCUUUGGACUACCGCCUAAGCUGGCACCUUUGGGAAGUGCUGCGGGCUCUUAACUAUACCCAUCUGUCUGAACAAUGUGAGGGUGUGCUACAGGCCAGUUAUGCUGGCCAACUGGAAAGUGAAGGGCUAUGGGAGUGGGCCAUUUUUGUCUUCCUACACAUUGAGGACUCAAGCCUGCGUGAGAAGGCUGUUCGUGAGCUGCUUACCCGGCACUGCCAGCUGUCAGAGACCCCUGAGUCCUGGGCUAAGGAGGCUUUCCUUAUGCAGAAGCUCUGUGUGCCUGCUGAGUGGAUUCAUGAGGCCAAAGCAGUUCGAGCACACAUGGAAUCCAAUAAGCACUUGGAGGCCCUCUAUUUAUUUAAAGCUGGCCACUGGAACCGCUGCCACAAACUUGUUAUCCGGCACCUCGCUUCUGAUGCUAUUAUCAACGAAAACUAUGACUACCUGAAAGGGUUCUUAGAAGAUCUGGCACCUCCAGAGCUUAGCAGCCUAAUUCAGGACUGGGAAACAUCUGGGCUUGUUUACCUGGAUUAUAUUCGAGUAAUUGAAAUGCUCCACCGUAUUCAGCAGGUGGAUUGCUCAGGUUAUGAACUAGAGCACUUACACACCAAAGUGACUUCACUGUGCAACCGGAUAGAGCAGAUUCCAUGUUACAAUGCCAAGGACCGCCUGGCUCAGUCAGAUAUGGCCAAACGUGUAGCCAACUUGCUUCGGGUAGUGCUGAGCCUGCAGCACGCUCCUGAUGCCACCUCCAACUCAACACCAGACCCUCAACGAGUCCCUUUGCGUCUGUUGGCUCCCCACAUUGGCAGGCUCCCCAUGCCUGAGGACUAUGCCUUGGAGGAACUUCGUGGCCUUACACAGUCCUACCUGCGAGAACUGACAGUUGGGAGCCAGUGACCCUAGCUCUUGCCAUCACACUCAUGCCCAUUCAUACUCACACACAGCAGUUUCUAGCAUUGUUUUAAUUGACAGUUUUCCGAUUUCGGGGUUGAUGUGGAAUCCUCCCUCCCCUUCUGCUGCCCUAAGCAGCAUCCACUAGUUGUUCAGGGUUUCCUAAUACUGAACAUAGCAUACAAGGGCUUUUAGAACAACAACAACAAAAAACAACAAAACAAAACCAGGUCUCCAUUUGCCAACUUCAAGACUAUUCAAUUUCUCUUUCUUUUGAAAAAUUGUCAAUAAAACCUCUUUGGCAGAACCUCCAAAAAAAACGGAAUUCUUUUCCACACCAAGUUCUGAGUCUUGUGACACACACACCCUAUGCCAACGUCUAACCUGCUCUGCUGCGGCUCUUCUGUGUCACUGCUGUUUGAAAAGACUGAGACAAAUGACAAAUGUCUGGUAGAUGACCGUCCAUCCCUGAUGCUUGUCCCUGAAGAUUUCUUAACAAUGAGUAUGGGAGUCAAAAGAGGGUUGGACCUUGUUCUUUGACACAUUGAAGAUAGAAGGGCUGUCUGCUAUGGAAGCAGAGAUCUUAAAGGCUCUUUUGUUCAUGCCUCGUAUAUCCUAUGGACACUAUACCUGCCCUACUAUCAUGUGCAGUGGCCUCAAACCACAGAAAAUGUGUCUCUGGGAAGCUCCUGAUUUAUCAGUCAUCUUCCUGGAUUUGCCAGAGGAGUUUGGAUGAAGAAUGUGAAAGGUGUUCCUCUCAAUCCUCCCAUUUAGCCAAGACCAUUUCCCACCUUUCACCCACACUCCCAGAAGGUAAAACUGUCACUAAGACAGGUCUGGUUGGGCCCUGGGGGCAGGUAGAAGGCCUUCACCACAUUGCUGCUGGCUGUGGGGAGUCCCAGGCUCUGGCCUGAGACAGCUGAUAUUUGGGGCUGUCACAGACAAUAUGGCCACCCCUGGGUCUUUAUGCAUGAAGAUUAUGUAAAGGUUUUUAUUAAAAAAAUUAUAUAUAUAUAAAUGAUCUAGAUUAUUUUCCUCUUUCUGAAGCUACUUUCUUAAAAAAAAUAAAAUGAAAUGUUUAUAGUA
Molecule: messenger RNA, 6855 nt
Organism: Peromyscus californicus insignis
Lineage: Eukaryota; Metazoa; Chordata; Mammalia; Rodentia; Cricetidae
Gene: Nup98
Product: nucleoporin 98 and 96 precursor
Exons: 34
Coding region: 322-5775 (1817 amino acids)
Biological process (GO): post-transcriptional tethering of RNA polymerase II gene DNA at nuclear periphery; RNA export from nucleus; protein import into nucleus
Cellular component (GO): nuclear pore; nuclear pore cytoplasmic filaments
Molecular function (GO): structural constituent of nuclear pore
Source: RefSeq, a predicted model, not a curated record